Penicillium malachiteum is the source of this 1602-nucleotide messenger RNA. It is a transcript of the gene abd1, whose product is annotated as mRNA (guanine-N7)-methyltransferase. Gene Ontology annotation, molecular function: mRNA 5'-cap (guanine-N7-)-methyltransferase activity. NCBI's taxonomy places the organism in Eukaryota, Fungi, Ascomycota, Eurotiomycetes, Eurotiales, Aspergillaceae. The coding region runs from base 1 to 1602 and encodes 533 amino acids. The transcript is spliced from 3 exons. The record is from RefSeq and is a predicted model, not a curated record. Gene Ontology annotation, biological process: 7-methylguanosine mRNA capping. Gene Ontology annotation, cellular component: nucleus.
AUGGAGCAUUCAUCUGGUUCAGGAGGCCAAAGGUCAUCCAAUUCAUAUGGAACCUAUGAAUCUGCCAAAAAUGGUUCAUCAGCUUCACCAGGCGCUUCCGAGCGCAGGCCAACCGACGACCAAAGCACACCCGGCGAAUCCCAAGGCUAUUCCAAGCGCAGACGUGUGCAAGAACGUCACCAGAACCGUAAACGCGGCCGUACACCUCCCUCCGUCUUUUCUCGUCGUGAUCGUUCCCGCAGCCCUCAAAAUGCUACCCCACACCAUGACUCCCGACGCUCUCGGUCUCCGCUCCCACCUCGCAGCCCUCCGCCUGCCGACGAUGCGCCCAAACGUAAGCGACCCGGUGGCGGCUCUAGAAUAGGAGUGAAUCCCGAGGCGAUGCGUCGUCGACAAGAGGAACGCGACCGACAGCAGGAGGAAGAUGCGGUGCGUAUGUCGCGAGACCGGGGCGUAUCGGACGUGGUGCGACAGCAUUACAAUGCGGUCCCUGAGCGAGGACGGGAGUGGCGCAAGACUGAGAGUAAGAUCAAGGGACUACGCAGCUUUAACAAUUGGGUUAAGAGUACCUUGAUUCAGAAGUUUUCGCCCGAUGAAGACUUCAGUGCGCGGUUCAAUGAUACGAAGGAUUGGGCUGAGGAUAGCGGGGGCCCACCUCCUAUGGAUGAUAAGAAGCUACUUGUCCUUGAUUUGGGCUGUGGAAAAGGUGGUGAUUUGGGCAAGUGGCAGCUUGCGCCGCAGAAGGUUGAUCUCUAUGUUGGACUGGACCCUGCCGAUAUCUCUAUUGAUCAGGCGAGGGACCGGUACCAUACUAUGCGAUCUGGUCGUGGUCAGCGCGGUCGUCGUCCACCUCCGACGCUGUUCCAUGGUGAGUUCCACCCGAAGGAUUGCUUCGGCGAGUCACUGGGUGAUGUUCGGAUCAUCCAGGAAGUUGGAUUUGAUGCGAAUGCUGGCCCGGGUGGAUCUCUGAUGGCUGCGCGAUUCGGUGGAGGUGGCUUCGAUGUUGUCACAUCUAUGUUUGCGAUUCACUACGCCUUUGAGAGCGAGGAGAAGACACGCCAGAUGUUGAGCAAUGUUGCUGGUUGUCUGAAGAAAGGCGGUCGCUUCAUUGGUGUCUGCCCGAACUCGGAUAUGAUCACCACCCGUGUGAGUGCAUUCCAUGAACAACGAAAGAACCGAGAGGCUGCCAAGGCUCCCGAAUUUGAAGGUCCUGAGGAUGGAGAGGUCGAGGAGGAGGAACGGUGCGAAUGGGGCAAUGAUAUCUAUCGUGUCCGUUUCCCUGGAGCUACGCCCGAGAAUGGUGUCUUCCGUCCACCAUUUGGAUGGAAGUAUACCUACUUCAUGCGUGAGGCUGUUGAAGAGGUUCCUGAAUACGUUGUUCCCUGGGAAGCUUUCCGAGCUUUGACCGAGGAUUAUAACCUUGAGCUGCAAUACCGCAAACCCUUCUUGGAUAUCUGGGAAGAGGAGAAGAAUGACCGUGACUUGGGGCCAUUGAGCGAGCGUAUGGGUGUUCGAGACAGGGCUACUGGUGCUCUUCUGAUGAGUGAGGAGGAGAAGGAUGCAGUUAGCUUUUACCAUGCUUUUUGCUUCUACAAGGUCUAA